AUGCUUGAUCUUGUUUUACAAGCUAUCAGGAAUCCAACAACAUCAGAAGAAGAUGCACUUCGACUUUCACUUAUUUACUCACUGCAUUUUGAUGGCCAAGGCAUUGAUCAAAUUGAUAACGCUUUAGGUGAAAGAUUUGUUGCCGAUUCUAAGCGUUUCUUAUUACAGAAGAUCAAUGAGUAUGCCGGCUCACUCAAGCGAGGUGGUGAUGAUGAGUUAUUCGGCAACAAAUCUAAGAUGGCGCAAUUAUUAAAGACAGUUAAGAGCUUCAAACAAGCUAAUGAGGACCAAUACGAUCUAUUCAAGUCAUUGGUUUUCCGAUUGAUAAAGAAGAUCUCAGAGGGACAGCUCAAAGAAGAAACUUAUCCAUUUGUUCAGAAAAACAACAUGUGCUCCGUCAAACCAUCUAAAGUUAUCAUCUUCGUUGCAGGGGGAGUCACAUACGAAGAAGCACGUGUUGCAGGACUCUUGUCUACAAAAGAUUUCGAAGUCAUCGUUGGAGGAACAGACGUUAUCAACGCCAAGCAAUUCAUAGAAUACGAACUCUUAUAA
Molecule: messenger RNA, 552 nt
Organism: Trichomonas vaginalis G3
Lineage: Eukaryota; Parabasalia; Trichomonadida; Trichomonadidae
Product: vesicle docking involved in exocytosis
Exons: 1
Coding region: 1-552 (183 amino acids)
Biological process (GO): intracellular protein transport; vesicle-mediated transport
Cellular component (GO): Golgi membrane
Source: RefSeq, a predicted model, not a curated record